Messenger RNA from Adelges cooleyi (spruce gall adelgid), 2410 nucleotides. RefSeq names its product FAS-associated factor 1 (gene casp). Gene Ontology annotation, cellular component: nucleus; endoplasmic reticulum. The transcript has 14 exons. The record is from RefSeq and is a predicted model, not a curated record. Lineage: Eukaryota; Metazoa; Arthropoda; Insecta; Hemiptera; Adelgidae. The coding region runs from base 277 to 2268 and encodes 663 amino acids. Gene Ontology annotation, molecular function: ubiquitin binding.
UACUGUUGUUCAGUUCAGUGUGUAUGUGUAUUUGUGUUAACUCACUGCAUUGUCAUAGUAGUGACUUGUGUCUAAUGAUUAUUUUUGUUCCUGGAGCGAUCCGUGUUUCGUUUAAUCGUAAUCGUAGUUUAUGAGAAAUAAUUACAUAAAUUGUCAACGUGCUCCUGUUCACCCACUCACUAGGACUGUAGCCACGAAAAGUAUUAAAAAGUUGUGAUUUUCGAUCAUGUCUAAUUAACGUAUUUUUAUCCAUCACGACAAAGUAUACAAAAAGUAAUGGACGAAAAUAAAGACAAAAACGGAAUGGUGGCCGAUUUUCAGGCCAUUACCGGUAUAGAUAAUGUUGGUGAAGCUCUCAUGCAUUUAUCCAACUGCAAUUGGGACCUAUUGGCUGCUGUCCAGCAUGUCACACCACAGCACACUCAACAUUUGCCAUCUGAAGGUCAUACUUAUCGGCCAGAUGUGCCUACAGUGACAAUUGCAGACGAUUUUAUAGAUAUGACAGCAUCGACUUCAAAUGGGAAUCGCCGUGUAUUGAACAUAGAGAUUGAACAAAAUAAUCGUAUUAUUACAACGUUAAAAGUCAAUGAUGGGUCUACUGUUGAUGACAUCAAAGUAUUAGUUUAUGCCGAAAGUGCUAUUCCAUGCUGCCAACAAAAUUUUAGUGGUUGGCCGAACAAUCAUUCCCCUUCAAAUAAAGAUAUUCUCUCCAAAUUUAACUUGCCAGAUAGAUUUAAACUAACUUUAACUACUGGCAUUGGUGAUUCAAGCCAAGAGUGUAAUGGAAGAGCUAAAGAAAAGAUGUACACUUUAAACAUUACAAUGGAAGCCACUAGUACAAGCCAAUAUAAAGUUUAUAAACUUACAUUCCCAUCUUAUAAGACAGUCCAAGAAGUUAAAGAGCGUGUAGCUGAUUUGACUAAACUAUCAAUUAUUAAUCAACAAUGGAUCGGGUGGCCUCAUUUUGUGACACCUACUACGACUUUGGAAGAAUCUCAUAUAAAUCAUCCGGUCCAUGAUUUCAAACUGAAACCAUCAAACUCUGUUCCUCGACACACUAGAAGAACUUACAAUACUAGAUUAAAUUCUGUUGUGGAUAUGGAAACAAGUGAUUCUCCAAUGCCUUCAUCAUCGACUUCCUCUUCGUCCACAUCUUCUUCAUCUUCUGAAGAAUAUCCAUUUGAAGAUGCUGCAGAAUCUUUAAGCGGCAUUGAUGAUGAUGAUGAUGAAGAUGCUAUGUUUAUGGAUACUGAAAUAACAAAUAGAAUACGGCCAUUAAUAUCUGAAGACAUUGAUGAUGAACUCGCUGGAGCUAUUCAGUUUGUUGAAGAAUUUCAAAAUCGUUAUGGUGAUGUAAGACCAGAUUUCUUUUUAGGAACACUUGACCAAGCUAUUAAAAUAGCAUGUUUUAAACCGGCUAAAGAUAAACGCUUGUUGGCUGUUUAUUUACACCAUGAUCGCAGUGUAUUAUCAAAUGUAUUUUGUACACAACUCUUAUGUUUUGAAUCCGUUGUUCAGUAUCUUAAUGCGAAUUUCCUUGUAUGGGGAUGGGAUAUGACACACACAUCUAACAGGAAUAGAAUACUAAGAUCUGCAUCCCAAGCUCUUGGUCAAAUGGCUGAAGUAACAUUGAGAGCUAUUGACGUUAAUAGAUUACCAGCUUUAGUAUUGAUUACACGUAAUCGAUCCAACACUGAAAUUUUAUCCGUUAUAAAUGGUGACUGCAACAUAAGUGAAUUGUUGUCGAGCCUUAUAAAUGCUCAAGAAAUGUUUGCUAUGCAACAACAGGUGGAAAUCAAGGAAGAAGGGGAACGAAAUAUGAGAGAAAUGAUUAAAGUGGAACAAGAUGAAGCUUACCAACAGUCUUUAGCUAUAGAUCGAGCAAAAGAAGAAGCUAAAAAAAUGCAGGAGAUGGAAGAAGAAGCCAUCAGAUCUCAAAUUGAACACCAAGAAAGACAAGUUGCUGCGGAAAAACAAGCUAUAAAACAACGUAUUGAAGCUUCUCUUCCAGCAGAACCAGGACCUGGCGAUCAAGUAGCCAAGAUAAGGUUUAGAUUACCACUUGGGAAAUUUUUGGAAAGGAGGUUUUUGGCAACAGAAAGCCUACAGGUUUUAUUUGAUUAUCUUUAUGUCAAUGGCUUCAGUCAAGAGGAAUUCAAAGUUAUAUCAAGCUGGCCGAGGAGAGAUUUAACAACAUUAAAUGCAGCACAAACAAUGAAAGAACUAAAUCUUUACCCGCAAGAGACAUUAAUUCUUGAAGAACGAUAAUUGUCUUCUAUUGUAAAAUUUACAUCUGUAUAAAAAAAAUGUAUUUGUCUUACAUAUGGUUUUUUUAAUUAUUAUUAUUUAAUUUAAAAUAUUAGAUGAUUGUUUAUUAUUAUUAAAGAAUAUAUAAUUUUAAUGCUUUUAA